GGCGCGACGACGGCCGUCUGAACACUAGCAGCGGCCAUGGACACGGAGGCAGACAGAAGGUACCGCCGGGGCGCCGCCACCGCUGGCGACCGCCUUCUGGACAUACCUUGUAACGUGUGUGGCGACAGAAGCUCCGGAAAACAUUACGGCAUCUACUCCUGUGAUGGAUGCUCGGGAUUUUUCAAACGAAGCAUACAUCGGAACCGUGUUUACACGUGCAAGGCACAAGGCGAUCAGAAGGGCAGGUGUCCCAUCGACAAGACACACCGAAACCAGUGUCGGGCGUGUCGGCUAAAGAAAUGCUUCGAGGCAUCGAUGAACAAAGACGCCGUGCAGCACGAGCGUGGUCCGCGCAAGAACAAGAACAAGGACCUGCUGGAGGCGGAGCAGUCCAAGGUGCCCGUGUUCCUGGGCAGAGGGGGCGACUUCCUGGCGCCCAGCUCGGCGUUCGGAGCCGGCCACCCGGUGGCAGCCGGUGUGCUCACCCACCUCCGGACACCGGGCCCGCUCAGGUAUGAGUCGUCUGAGCCCAGAUCCAGCCUGCCCAUGCCGCCGCCAACGGAGCCGUUCGGCGUGCCGAAGCUGGUGGCUGACGAGCGUCCGCCGCUGCUGUACCCGACGCCGCUGGCGCUGACGCCCUCCUGGGACCUGUUCCACGAGACCACCGCGCGGCUGCUGUUCAUGGUGGUGCGCUGGGUGCGCGGCCUGGCGCCCUACCAGACGCUGGCCGCGCGAGACCAGAUGCUGCUGCUGGAGGAGUCGUGGAAGGACCUGUUUCUGCUGCAGCUGGCCCAGUGGUACCUGCCGUUCGACCUGUCCUCCCUGCUCGACUCGGCGCACGCUCAGUCCCGGCUGGGGGUCGGCUCGAGCGGCGACGUGCGCACCAUUCAGGACAUCCUCUGCCGGUUCCGGCAGCUGGCGCCCGACAUGACCGAGUGCGGCUGCCUGAGGGCCAUCGUACUCUUCAAGCCAGAAACUGCGCGUGUGACGGACACCCGGCCGGUGGAGAUGCUCCAGGACCAGGCGCAGUGCGUGCUCAGCGACUACCUCCGAGCACGCUUCCCGCGGCAGCCGACACGGUUCGGCCGACUGCUGCUGCUCAUCCCGGCCCUGAGGUCGAUCCCGGCCGCCGUGGUGGAGGCGCUGUUCUUCAAAGAGACCACGGGAGAGAUAGGAGUAAGCCGACUCCUCUCCGACAUGUACCGAAUGGAGAAUACCGAAUGAAGGGAGAUUGGGGACAGAAGGAAAGGGUCUUGUAUGAAAGACCUCUCCUUAUUUGUGAAGGACGUGUCCUCUUAUGAAAGACAUGGACGAAGGUAAUGGGAUAGGAGGUGCAGUGAAGUGAUCUCAGAUAUUUGUUGAAUGAUCUCAAAUUGAUCUCAAUCGUCUAGCUGUUAGGUCUGAGAUGAUGAGGUGAAUGUUUUGUGUUAAGAAAAAUGAUGAAAUAGUGUGACGUCAAAUGACCUGGACCGAGUCAUAACAAAAAAUCUUUACCCGUGGUAUACGGGAAAAAAGGCAAAGGUAUACGUUAAAAACUAUGACAUAAUUCACCGUAUAUUUCUCAUGAAACACAUUAUAAAUAGCUUAGGUACAAUCACAAAUAGUGUUUUAUCGUUGAAUGCAUAGGUAUCGUUCCAACUUGUGCAAUAGGCACGCAUUUACAAAGUUGCCAGAAGCAAUCAGGCAUCCACCCGUGAAUCCAUUCCGUAAAAUACCGGUUUCUAAGGCAUGAGCUUGUAAAAUGUUGGUGCAUGUAGUUACAAUCGCAGGCAAGAAUGUGUCGUGGUUUAAAUCGGCUUAAAUGCUAUUUUAGGGUUUACGUUGUUGUGACCCUUCCGGGCCCUCGGAACCGCGGAUUAGAUUAGAAAGGCUGAUGUGUACAGAUACCUGAUAUUGCACCCCGAGGCGCAGUGUUGCAACUUGUUCGUGUCAAAACC
Amphibalanus amphitrite is the source of this 1937-nucleotide messenger RNA. RefSeq names its product protein dissatisfaction-like. The coding region runs from base 37 to 1224 and encodes 395 amino acids. The transcript has 7 exons. Gene Ontology annotation, molecular function: zinc ion binding; RNA polymerase II cis-regulatory region sequence-specific DNA binding; nuclear receptor activity. Lineage: Eukaryota; Metazoa; Arthropoda; Thecostraca; Balanomorpha; Balanidae. The record is from RefSeq and is a predicted model, not a curated record. Gene Ontology annotation, biological process: cell differentiation; anatomical structure development; regulation of transcription by RNA polymerase II.